Molecule: messenger RNA, 1775 nt
Organism: Chlamydomonas reinhardtii
Lineage: Eukaryota; Viridiplantae; Chlorophyta; Chlorophyceae; Chlamydomonadales; Chlamydomonadaceae
Exons: 11
Coding region: 197-1381 (394 amino acids)
Molecular function (GO): kinase activity
Source: RefSeq, a predicted model, not a curated record
GCGAUCAAACAUUCCGGUACCUGCUUGCCUGCUUGCGGCAGGACCAAGUUUUCGUCUCAAGCGUAGCGCCGUCCAAGCCGCAGCAUCCACACAAUUGACGUGCUUAUUGGAAACAAAUACAAUUCAAUCAGUCCACGUCGCGACAUCGCAAGCAUUCUGACAGUGGCGUUCGCCCUGUCUCCUCGGACGCAACACCAUGCAGCAGGUCUGCACGCAGCGAUGCCCUAGCAGAAGCGCCGCCUCUCGCUCGCAAUUUCAACUGUUCUCGGUGGUACCUGCAUCGCGGGCUCGGGCGCCGCAGCUCAGAGUGCGCGCUGACGCAGCGGCGCCGGCGAGUGGGGCUGCCAACGCGCCGGGCAAGGUGGUGUGCAUCGGCGAGGCGCUGUUUGAUUUGAUUGCAGAUCAGAAGGGUGUGCCCCGUGAGAAAGUGCGGAGCUGGAAGCCGUAUGCUGGAGGCGCCCCGUGCAACGUCGCAGUGGCGUGCUCGCGCCUGGGCCUGGAGGUGGCGUUCGUGACGGCCCUGGGCGCCGACAAGCAGGGCGACGAGCUGCUGGCGCUGUGCAAAGAGCGCGGUGUGAAUGUGGAUGGUGUGCAGCGGCUAGCUGACCACCCCACCCGGGACGUGUACGUGACGAGGGACGAUGACGGCGACCGGGAGUUCGCGGGCUUCGGGCUGCCGGGCAUAGGGUCCGAGUAUGCGGAUGCCCACAUCGACCCGGAGCGACUGCCGCUAGACAAGAUCACGCAUGGCUCUGUGGUGGUGACCGGUACCCUGGGCCUGUCCUACCCCACAACCGCGCUGGCUCUGCGCAAGGCGGUCAAGGCCGCCAAAGGUGUGGGUGCCACUGUGCUCAUUGAUGUCAACUGGCGGCCGGUGUUCUGGGAGGACGGGGCCGCUGCCAAGCGCGUCAUCAUGGAGUACCUGCAGUCUGCGGAUGUGAUUAAGCUGAGUGACGCCGACCUGGAGGCGCUCAUGGGCAUUUCACUCGCCCUCGCCUUGAUCAAUCCCGGCGCGGUGGCUGAGCGCUUCCCCAACGCGCGCGGUGUGCUGGUCACUGCUGGCCAGGAGGGCGCCUCCUACUCCUUCCGCAGCCCCACCAAGGCGGAGCACAGCGGUGUGGUCCCAGCGUUCGAUGUCGGUGUAACCGACACCACCGGUGCGGGUGACGCCUUCACUGCGGGCUUCAUCUACAAGAUGCUGCAGGCGGGCGGGCUGGACGCAAUCUCUGCGAACCCCCGGCUGCUCAAGGAGGCGGUGGUGUUCGCCAGCGCCGCGGGUGCCAGCACCUGCACCCGCGCCGGCGCCAUCGAGUCGCAGCCCACCCUGGAGCUGGUGGAAGACCUGUUCAACACGUCGGCCAAAUGGUACAACUUCUGGUGAAGGAGCAAAGCGGCACGCGAGGUUGUGGUAGCGUGCACUGUGCGGGCAGGGUCCGCCAAGCGUGGAGUGGAUGAGAAGACUUGGCAGGAUUGGUGAUCCUGCCUGUAGUCGGCAGUACCGCCAUGGUUGGGCCGUUGUUGGCCGGGCAACACCUGAUUGCAAAGGAGUGCGGCGGUGUGGGUCUGUAUCUGGAGGAUACGUGGUUGGCGACUAUCGGGCGCCGCGAGGGGCUGGUGUAAGAUGGGUGCCACUUCGCAUUGAAGGGGCUUAGUGGCUUACACUGCGAGGGUAAUGGAUUCGGACAAGUCUAGCCCUGCAACAGCUUUCGUCAUGCAGCAUCACAAGUACUUGCCGCUAUCCAGUAUACACCACCAUGCUGUAAGAACCGCUUACA